Messenger RNA from Mangifera indica (mango), 1071 nucleotides. RefSeq lists its product as uncharacterized. Gene Ontology annotation, biological process: CAAX-box protein processing. Bases 32 to 958 code for a protein of 308 amino acids. Gene Ontology annotation, molecular function: metalloendopeptidase activity. The transcript has 4 exons. Lineage: Eukaryota; Viridiplantae; Streptophyta; Magnoliopsida; Sapindales; Anacardiaceae. The record is from RefSeq and is a predicted model, not a curated record. Gene Ontology annotation, cellular component: membrane.
CAACCGAAAAAGAGAGGGACGGUAAAGAGAAAUGAUUGUGGCGCGUUGGCCAACCGUGGCUCGUCCAUUCUAUCCUCCCUCGCCAAAAUUUUCCAGGGAUUGUAAUAAACAACCAACUGCUCCGUUGUUAUCUCCAAAUAGUGCUUUCUGUUUCUCCAAAUUCAACUUUAAAUUUAGCUCCAAGGCCUCACUCAAGUGCUGUUGCAUCAAAAGUGAAAUAAAAGAACAACCAAUUAAGGGCUUUUCUGUGUUGUCAUCAGAUAUUCCAUGGGAGAGUGACAGUUUAUGGGUCACUAUGGCUAUUUAUUUGCUCAAUUUACAUAUUCCUUUGGGUUAUGGAGGCUUGUCUAUUGCUUCGUAUGUAUUGAAUCAACCUGUUCUUGCGCCGCGGACUCAAGCUCUUUCCUUGCUUGUUUUCCAGACCUUAGAACUUAUUGGAGCUAUGUUCUUACUAAGCAGGACCAUUAAGCCGCAGUAUGAUCUUUUAACUUUGUUCAAAGUUAAAAAGUUAUCAGAAGAGCGGAACUGGUUACUGGCAUCUGCACUGGGUAUUGGAUUUCUUAUUCUGUUGGUUUUCUCUACAUUGUUCGUUGCUGACAGAUUGUUUGGCGUAAAGGCUGACAGCAAUUACAUAAUGAAGGAGAUUCUUCUAAGCAGCAACAUAUCAAAAACUGCUAGUGUCCUUGUUACUUGCAUCAUCACUCCCGUAAUGGAAGAAGCUGUUUACAGAGGGUUUUUAUUAACAUCUCUUGCCACCACAUUUAACUGGGAACAAGCAGUCGUCAUAAGCUCAGCCAUCUUUAGUGCAGCUCACUUUUCCAUGGACGAUUUUCUGCAACUAUUCAUCAUUGGGUGUGUGCUUGGAUGCUCUUAUUGUUGGUCUGGUAACUUACGAUCUUCCAUUGUUAUACAUUCCUUGUACAAUGCCUUGAUACUAAUACUUACCUUUUAUUCUUAAAUUUUAUAUCAAGCCAUUGUCUUCAAGAAUAUUUCUCAUAAGUUGAUGUUGUUUCAACUUUAAGAAAAAGAAAAAUUAUAUGUGAAUGGAACUGUAGAAUUAUAUUACUAGUA